AUGCGCUCAGAACAGAUGCUAGCAGUAGCCGGGGGGAACAACAGUUUGAACAAUUCUGCCUUCCUGGCUGUGGCCGAGAAAGGAAUGUCCCUCUUCUGUAGCUCCAAAACCAAUUUCGGAAUCGUCUAUGCCCGAAGAGACGGAGGACUACCCUGCACAGAACCUCUGGUGGGCGUCGGGGGUAGAGACACAAACUCCUCGCUCUCCGAAACAGUAAACAUGACAUAUCUAAUAUUUUUUCUCCUUAUGAUGUCUGAAUUCCGCACGUUAAUACUAGCUUUAUUUGUAGUAACAGCUCCCAAAUCAACUUACACAGUAAAAUAUGGGGAUACAGUAAAAAUGUCAUGCCACUUUCCAUUCCAAAAAGAUGAAGAUCUAAAUAAGCUGAAAGUCUCCUGGCAACAUCAUGAUCCAUACAAGAAAACACAAGUAGUAAAGUUUACCAAUGGAAAGGAGGAACCAAUUCACCAGGGGAACCCAUAUCAUGGGAGAGCCUCUUUGUUGACGAAAGAGCUGAUAAAAGGAGAGGCCAUUCUUCAAAUUAAGGAUGUAAAGCUCACUGAUGCAGGAGCAUACUUUUGUAUGUUACAGUCUGAAGGAUCUGACUUCAAUAAAAUUAGACUAGAAGUCCUAGCACCAUACACAGAUAUUCAGAUGUCCUUUCAUGAAUCAGCCAGUCAAAUAUAUCUGACAUGCCAUUCAGUGGGUUUUCCAAAGGCAGAUGUCUACUGGAUAAGAAAUGGUGUCAACAUAAGCUCUCCAGCAAAUACUUCUCAUAUUCAGAAUGAAGAUGGUUUUUAUAAUACCACAAGCACAAUAAAAAUAUUGGACAGAAAGCAAAGCUACAGCUGUGUCUUCUGGAACAAAGCACUCAAUGAAACAACAGAAGCUUCCAUUGGACAUUCAGAUACUGAUUAUUAUGACCCUUUGAUUACAAUGAAAAUCAUCAUUCCUUGCUUGGUUUUAAUGGUUAUAUUAUCUGUAGUAAUAAUUUACUUGAAAAGACAAGCUUGCUUCAAGUGUUUCAGGAAAAAAG
Nanorana parkeri is the source of this 1036-nucleotide messenger RNA. Its product is annotated as programmed cell death 1 ligand 1-like. Gene Ontology annotation, biological process: negative regulation of T cell proliferation; T cell costimulation; cellular response to lipopolysaccharide. Gene Ontology annotation, cellular component: external side of plasma membrane. Lineage: Eukaryota; Metazoa; Chordata; Amphibia; Anura; Dicroglossidae. The annotation marks the transcript as partial. The transcript has 5 exons. The record is from RefSeq and is a predicted model, not a curated record.